Molecule: messenger RNA, 5326 nt
Organism: Perca flavescens (yellow perch)
Lineage: Eukaryota; Metazoa; Chordata; Actinopteri; Perciformes; Percidae
Gene: nhsl2
Product: NHS-like 2
Exons: 11
Coding region: 166-4251 (1361 amino acids)
Biological process (GO): cell differentiation
Source: RefSeq, a predicted model, not a curated record
ACGCGCAACUCGCUCCAAGCCUCUCCGACAGCGGCGGACUUUUUCCUCCCGGAGGAUCCGUAGCAUGCGUCUGUGCGCCAACCGGAGGGAGAAGGACCACAGGAAUAUAACUUGACUAUCCGCGGAGUUUGUGUAUUUUUAUUUUUUUUCGGGGGGGGAGUAAUCAUGCCUUUUUGCAAACGGACGAUACUUCCGAAAGAUGUGUGCAAGCCCGACGCCCGGAGGCUGCCGGAGGCGCGUCCGCGGCACCAAGCGGAGGUUUUCGGGGACUUGGCGGACGUGUGCGGCUUCACCUUGUGCUCGGUGCUCCGGCAGCUCUCGGAUCUGUCCCGGCACUCGGUGAGCAUCCUGGAGGACCUGGAGGGAGAGCUGGUGUCUGUGUGCCAGCGGUCCGGCGCCCUGGAGGGCAGAGUGGUCCGGCUGCAGAGGCACGUCGCAGAGCUGCUCAGCAAGCCUCCGCCGAGAACCACCAGUGGUCUAGAGGCGGAGAGCGUCAGGCGCGGCGGCAGCAGCCACGGCGACGGCAACCACAGCAGCAGCAGCGGCGGAGGAGGCAGCAGUAGCAGCGGCGGCGCGGCCCACUUCAGGUCUCCAUGGCAACAGAGCGUGAACGUGUUCGGCUCGUGGAGCAGGCCGGAGUGUGUCGAGGAGCUGCACCAGCAGGCUCAGCUCAACCUCCAGAGCCUGCUGCAAGACUUUGAGGAGCAGUUGUACGACACCAAGCUGACCGGUCAGACUUUCCGGCAUCCAUCCUCGCAGAGCUCCGACGACACAUCCACCUCACUCAGCCGAUCUCUCAUCUCCCUCAACAGCAAGAGACCUGACUUCAUCUUCCUGCCGGCGUCCAAACAGCUCUACGACGAUGAAACGGCCUCCUCUGUGUUUGGACUGAGGUCCGUGACCGACCCGUCUCCCUCCCCGUCCCCUUCGCCCUGCGGCUCAGAUCGUCCCCCGCUGGGUUGGAGCAGUAACAACAGCAGCAGCAGCACCGCCACUUCUGGCACCACCGGACCGCCUGUCGCAGACAAACCACGCUGGCAGCUCGGGAGACGCACACUGGGUCACUUGCCGCUCGACAUCACAGGUGAAGGGAGAGGAGGGAAAUUCCACGGGGUCGACCUCUUACAGCACUCUCUGUCCCCAUCCCCCUCUCCAGGGGACCCCUUCCCCCACCAGCCCCGCUCCCUGGAGCCUGUCACGGACACCUUCCAUCAGAACCUCCCCCUGAGGAAGACGCACUCUGACCUCGACACAAUCGUACCUACAGAUAACACGUUGGAGCAGCGUGCCCCGAACCAACUUCACCCAGGAACUAUGGACCACUCUGGGCUGCUGUGCUCAAACACACCCUCCGCUUCCUGGAACGGACCUAAAGGCUCCACCUUCUCUCCUGGAGCGUGGAACGAGCCUUACAAUUACAGCAUGAAUAAAGGCCCGGCGGUUCCGCCCAAACAGCACAGCAUCAUUGGUAAUGCAGGAGGAGGGACACAGGACGGGGUGAUGUUGGUGAACUCCGGACAGUCGGUGAGCUCACAUCCCAGUUCAUUCACGUCUGGGACAAACCCUUCUGGGAGAGGAGGGAAUAACAUGCCAGGCAUUUCACUGGCAGCGGCGAUAAUGGGGACGCGCAGCAAGACGGAAGGGGCUGCAGUGAGAGGGCGUGAGAGGUCGGCACGUUCCAUAGCAGCGGCGAACGCCUUCAAGUUCCGGGAGCGUUCCCUUUCUACGCCCACGGAUUCUGGUUCCUUCUGUUUUACAGAAGGUGGUUUAUGCCAGCCGGACGGGAACAUCUUGCCUACAGGGAACGGGAAUGCUAUGGCAAUAACAGGCCACCAACAACAGCAUCAUAACUUCCUGGGUUCGGGCGAAAACUACGCCCUACUGUAUCCUAGAGGGAGCUCCGAAGACAGCACAAGUACCACAGACACAAUCUCUGUCACAGCUUCAGACUACAGCGCAGACGGCCGCUUGCGCCUACGCUCCCGCUCCAUCUCGCUUAAGAAAUCCAAGCGCAAGCCGCCACCGCCUGUGAGGAGCGUCUCUCUCAUGAAGAACCUUGGAGAAGCCGAGGGGAGAAUCCACCAUGAAGGCGGUCUUUACCGGGAUGGCCGGCCAAAGAGCUUGCACAUUCCCAGGGACCACUUCCCAGACUUCCAGCCCGAUUUCCUCCUGCCAAGCUUGUCCAGCUCCUCUAAGCCCAGUGUUGUUGAGCGGGAGCUGGGCCAUGGAAGCGCUGAUGGACCUCCAAGCCUGGAGGUCCAAGCACCAGAUAGGGAGGGAGAGACAGAGCUAACCUUCCCCACUCACUGGCAGCUGGGGGAGUGGAAGAAUGACCCUUACAGGUCUCUAUCAGGCUCCAGCACAGCAACAGGUACCACAGUGAUUGAAUGUAUGAAAGUGAGAGGCAGCUCGGAGUCCCUGCUUGAUUCUCCCUCCCCCUCCAGAGCCACCUCACCUUCACAGCUCUCCAUGGAAACUGACAUCAAGGCAUCCUCGCCCUUCAAACCCCCAGGACUUAUGUCCCCAUCAAGUGGCUAUUCCAGCCAGUCAGAGACUCCCACCCCAACUGUUCCACUCAGUCACAUGGCAGGUCACGGGACAGUAGGGACGUUGGGGUGCAAGUUGCGUCCCAAGAUCCCAGAAAGGAAAUCAUCGCUACCGUCGCCGAAGGACCCGACUGCAAGGUCUAGAUUGUCAUUUGAGAUGCCUGGGAAUGCACAUCUGGAGCUGUCAUCAAUCAAGCCAAAGCAAAAGGCCAGCAGACGGCAUUCUGACACCUCGACGGCGGUAAAACCGGGAAAAAUCAGCCCCAGCUCCUCACAGGUAUUGCCUGUGGUUACCCAGAAUGAGCUGAAGACUAUUCGGCUUCGCUCAAUCUCUCGUGGUGACUUGGAGGACUGCCCUGAUGGGGCGUCUGACACCAUCGAAGAAGAACAGCAUGGCCGAGACCUCGGCGAGGAUCCCGGCCCGCCGCCCACCCUACCGAAACCCAAACCACCUGUUGCUGUCAAGCCACCGUUGCCCAAGCGGCCCCUAAACCUCCUCCUCAAGUCUCCUUCCCCCUCCUCCACUUCCCCCCUAGCUCUUGACUCCCCUCCUGCCUCACCUGUGGACCGGCCUGUCCCCCUAGGCAACAUCUACAAAGUCAUGAGAAAACCCAAACCCAAAAAACCUCCACCGCAAACAACAAGUCCGUCUGCUCUUCCAGAUUAUAACACUGCUCCACAAACUGCCUAUGACCAUCCAUUCCUCCCCCACUCCCAGGCCCUCUGUGAUCUCCCUCCUCUUCCGGACCCCCAGCCUCUCCUGGAAGACCCAGCGAUGGAGCCUGACUUUGACGUCGACCCAGAGAUCUGUUUUGGUCCAGGGGAUGGAGGAUCACUCCCCUCUCCCUGCAGUAACCAAGAGGCCCCGGAGCUCCAGGACAAGAGCAAGACUCUCCCCUCAAGGAUGACAAUCUCCUGUCUGGCAGAGCUGUCAGACAAAAAGAAACCCAAGGUUCCACCUCCAGUCCCCAAGAAGCCGAAUGUCUUGCUUCUUCCCUCGUCGGUCCACUCCGCCACCAAUGGCAGCACAGAACGCCAGACCCCACAGACCGACAGCCCCGUGGGUCUUCGUUCUCCUGUAGGGACAUUCCCACCAGAAGAGUUUCCUGGUUUUACCAGCGUUCCUGAUAUGCUAGAGCAAGAUGAGAACCACUUGGGAACAGACGAGGAGAGUUCAAAAGAGUCAUCGCUCCAGUCAUCUCUGCAUGAUUCCUCCCUCACAGAGCUGGGAGGGAGAAUGGCCAGCACUGCAAUUGGGGCAUAUGACUUGGAAGCCAAUGAGAAGACGGUACUCCACAUUGCCGAGGAAACAGAUGACGUCUUGUUGACCAGCACACCCGCAACACACACCACCGAAGACCUGUUCACUAUUAUUCACAGGUCCAAGCGAAAGGUUCUAGGUCGUAAGGAGCCGACGGACUCCUUCGGCAGCCGCCAGAGCCUUGUGUCCCCGGUGAAGCACAGCACCAGCGGGAUCGAGCUCCGAAAUCUUACCUUAGGCAGUCAGAGGUCCAGCUCCCGCAAUGAGAACUUUAUGGCCCUGCUUCAGAAGAAAGGCAGCAAGUCUUCCAGCGGAGGAGCCAGAGUGUCCGCCAUGGAGCUUCUCAAAAGCACCAACCCUCUGGCGCGACGGGUCACAGAGUUUUCAACCGGCGGCGAGGGAGGAGACGCGGCAUCCGGGAACGACAAACCCAACGAUCAAUAAAAGGAAUUAUCCUUAACGGAUGUAAACCAGGUCCGUUUGGUGUUGACAAAAGCUACCCAACCAAUUCUACAAUGUGCCACCCACUGCAGACGGGGCCUUCUGACUAACAUGUCCAACGGGAUCGCUCCAACUACUGAUUGACCAUUUGCACUGUCCAAUCGAAUUGGAGCACAUUUUUUUGGACAAAAUGGUCCCUCCCAUGGUUGAAGCACUACUGUUCCCUGUCACACUGGUCCCUCUAGGGAAGCGAGAAAUCUUUGCAGAGCAAAGUUUGUUCUCACUAUAUUUUCAACGAAAAGGUGGAGGUUUUAAGGUUAUGCUUCAACACUGCACCGUGUUUUCCUCAUUGGGGAUAUGCUCAGUGUGGAGGCUGGAUGCAUAGAUGGAUGGAUGGAUGGAUGGGUGGAGUAGACACUGAGAAUGUAAGGAUAUACAGUGAAUAACUUUACUUCUGGCUCCUUCUGGAUGAAGACAACAAGAGUCCCAGAUGGCGACAAUAGUCACUGAAUAUGAAUCUGUAACCAGUUCUGCUGAUCCACAGGGAUACCACCGAGGACCAGUAAUCAAAUAAUUCCAAGAAAUAAAUGGAGUAAAAUACAGGAGAUGUGAGACUUCCAAAUGAUUCAUCUACAAUUCAACCAAAACCCUCCCACCAGUAGCACUGCGCCACCCACACCACCGUAGACCUACAUGAAUUGAAGGGUAAAUUAUUAACGGCGUGAUGAGGACCUGAGAAAGCAAAUAUGCCCAAAACCUUGGGCAAUUAUAUCUCUACUUCGCUCUAUGGCAAAUGCAAUGCCAUAGCAUCGGCAUUUUCAGAAAACUGAAUGGAUUUGAGCAGAUGAAGCGAUUUGCAAAGAAAAACCCACAUGGGGGGCUUUUUGCCUCCAAGGAUGCAGCAUUAGCACGUCACAGAGUUUGUUGCUCAUGCUAUGAACAUGAAACUACACAAAACAUUCCACAGAAGCACCCAGCAAAUGGGCAAAAUUUUUUGGAACGCAAGCACUUUUUUUUUUUUCCGUCGGCGUCGGAGAUCGCUACCUUUUUUCUUUCUCAUCGAACAUUAUUUUUUCAG